AUGACAUCCAAGUCAUCCAGGCAGGGCAGACCCUCAUCGGCAGGGUCCAAGCAGCCCUCUCAGAGGAAGGAGUGCCCAGCGGGUAACCGCUCCUGUAUGCUGCGGGUCGGGGAGAGGCUGAUGAGGGCUGGGAGUGAGGGAAACCUACAUGUUGUGAGACCCAGACCUGCCCAGCAGACACCACUGGAGGAGAGACACCAAAAGUCAGUCUCCAUCACAGCCAAAGAGUCAGGAAACAACAACCCAAGACUGUCAUCACCUGAGGAUUUAGAGCGCCUCCACAGACAGCAGAACCUAGAGAACCAGAACCACCACUCUGAGCCGCGCUCCCUUAGCACUGUCCCCAGGAGGUAUACCAUCGGAGGGCAAGGGCCCCGCAGCGCCAGGGACCCCCUGACCGUGCAGCACGCUGACAUAGAGAGGAAGAAAGAGGCGUUCCUGGAGCACUUGAAGCAGAGAUAUCCUCACCAUGCUGCUGUCAUCAUGGGCCAUCAGGACCACCUCAGAGACCAUAUCAGGAGCCCCCAGCACUCUGCCAGCCCCCCACCCAGUGUAGGGGAGCAGCUGGAGCACCUCUCUGUGGCCUCUCUGGAGUCUCUGGAGACCAUGUCGGAGGGAGACGGCCCUUCUGCCUUCACCCGGGGCUGCCGGGAACGGUCCAGCCUGCCGGUGGUCCACUCUGCCUACCAGACCAGGGACAGAUCACUAGGUGUGCUCUACCUGCAGUAUGCAGAGGAGACCAAGCAGAUCCAGAUGCCCAAUGAACUCACUAGUGGAGACACCAUCCGGGCUCUGUUUGUGAGUGCCUUCCCCCAGCAGCUCACCAUGAAGAUGCUGGAGUCUCCCAGUGUGGCUGUCUACAUCAAGGAUGACACAAGAAACAUGUACUACGAGCUAACUGAUGUUAGAAAUAUCACACCUCACUGCUGUCUGAAGGUGUACCACAAAGACCCUGCACACGCCUUCAAUCGCAGCAACACAAGGCCCAACAAUGCUGACGGCAGGAUACCAAGGGAGAUACGGUAUGGAAGUCAUAGCCCUGUCCACACUUUACAAUCCACCCGCAGUCCUGUCCACGCCAUUCAGGGGUCCAUGUCUCCCCCCACGGUCCGCUCCAUGCCCUCCUCCCCCUCCAGGAUCCCCUAUGGCCACCGGGCUGGGGGAGGGGUGCCAGGCAGUGCCACCCUCCCCAGGGCCGGCAUGUCCUGCGGGCCACCCAGCAGGUCCGUUACCCCCUGCCCCAGUGCCAUCCUGGAGAGAAGAGACGUCAAACCUGAUGAGGACCUGAGCAGUAAGAGUAUGGCGCUGGUGCGUGCCGACAAGCUGUAUGUCAACGUCACUGACCCCUACGCUGUCCAGGAGGGCCGGCUGAGUAUCGCCUCCUCACAGGGGAGCAGCCACAUGGGGGACGUGGUCGACAUGGGUGGUGGUAGCCUCCACCGGGCCUCGGUCAAGUCCACAGCCUCCUAUACAGAGAACCCGGAGCAGCAGCACUCCCUCUACAGGCAGAAGUCCCGGAGGUACGGGGAAAGCCAGGGACUACCGCCGUUCGGCACCAAAACCCCACCACCUUCCCCUCUAAGAGUGAAUGAGGUCAGGAGGAUUGACAACCACGGCCCUGUGGCCCCGGAGAGAGGGUCUCCUAUUCGCCGGUCCCUGCGGAGGGAGAGUAAUGGUAAUACUGUGGAGGUGGUGAACAGGACCAGGGCUAGUGUGUCCUCUGUGUCCUCCUCUCCUGUGUUCCUGGAGUUCCCCCCAGGGCACCAUGGGGACAAAUUGUUGCAGGGUCACCUCACCCCCAAUGACCCUCAGACCAGUGAGCGAAUGAAGGCCAUGGAACAACAGAUCGCCAGUCUUGCUGGCCUUGUUCAGCAUGCACUUGCUAUUGGGCCAGCUGAGAGAGAUGGAAGGACUGCUUCUCCUUUCCAUGUAAACAACAGUGCAGGAGUGUCACCAGUUCCUGCAGCCAGAAGCCCUGCCCUCCUGGCAGAUGCCUCCUGUGCUCGAGUCUCUCAGGCCCCUCCCCCUGACCCCACCCUGCAGGUCACACUGACCACGGUCAGGAGGAAUGUCACUGAUCUCCGACAGCAGCUGCACCAACUCAGACAGCUACAGAUGCAGAAUCAGGACAGUGUGAGGGUGAUACUGAAGAGAGCGGAGCAGGAGCUGGCUGGGGUGAUGUCUGAGACCCUACAGAGACAGCAGCAUGAGACAGAGCCUGCCCAGAGACAGAGGACCACAGUGGAUGAGGAGAGACACAAGUACCUGGCAAUGGAGGAGAGAGUACUGGCCCAGCUCAGGGAGGUAGAGGAGUAUGUGGACCGUCUGACCUCUGGCCCAGGUCAGCUGUCAGUCACCCUUAGGGACGUGGAGGAGGGAGCUGUCAACCUCAGGAGGGUGGGAGAGGCCUUGGCUGGGCUUAAAGGUGAGUUCCCCAGCCUGCAGGGGAAGAUGCGGACAGUUCUGCGUGGGGAGGUAGAGGCGGUGCGCUUUCUGAAGGAGGAGCCUCACAAGAUGGACAGCAUGCUUAAGAGGGUCAAAGCCCUGACAGAGGCUCUCAGCGGUCUCAGAAGAUGUGUCACAGAGAAUCAUCAUCACGAUCACGAGCCUGGAGCAGCCAAAGCAGCCAUAGAGGGGACUGUAGAGCCUGCCAUUGCCCAGUCUGAUCCCCCACUGAAGAAUCUCCUCACCGUGGAGUCCCCCAAACCCCAGCCCAGGUCCUCUGUCAGACCGCCCCUACCCCAGCUCCAGGGCCAGAACCCCGCAGGCAGGCAAGACAUGGCCCCCACCUCUCCUGUCGCCAUCCACCGUGUGAAGAGCUCUCCCGUCAACAUGCAGCCGUGUCAGCACUCAGCGGCCCUGCCGCACCACCACCACCCCAGCCCCCCGCUGACCCCUACCCAUGGCCGAGACUCCCCCACCGUGGCCAAGGUCAGUCCCUGCAGCCGGGAGAACAGCCCAGCCCUGCAGAAGAGAGUGAUCCCCUGGUGCGGAGAUGGACCAGCCCCCACGGCCAGCAGCAUUGAGACCACCACACAACCACCUGGCUCAGAAGACAACCAAACCAACAGGGGCAGCAUCAAAAACAGAGUCAUGGACAUCGAGACUGCAGAGAGAGAGGGUGACCUGGAGGAGGGGAGGCCACCACAGAGAUCAGCCACCUCUGCUGGGAGUGAGUUUGAGCAGAUUCUCCAGGAGGCCCAGGCCAGCCUGAUGAGGGCCAUCCCCGACCUGGAGUUGAUCGAGACGGGGAGGAGGGAUUCUCAGUCUCCCAAUCCACCCCUAGCUGCAGACCAGCCAUCUCUCCCCCAGACCCUCCCAGACCCAAAGAUGCCACUCAACACUCCACUGCCAGAUAAGGUGGAUGUCCCUCAACCUACUGAGGCAUCUCUUCCAGAACCCACUCAGCCAGCUAAUGCGGCUGCUGAGAUGACUAUACAGGGCAGCCCUGAACGACCACACAGGCCUAUAGUUGAGAAGCCUCGCAGGCCCAGUGUGGAGAGAGAGAUGAGGAACAGCCCAGAGAAAGCAGGGAAGUCCCCUCCACCGCCCCCACCACGGAGGUUCUUCACCUCACCAUCAAGCCCAGGGCUGACCACAGGGAGGUCUGGAGAAGUCGUUUUUACUACCAGGAAGGAAGCCGCCACCACACAGGACGAUGAAGAGGAGGUGUUCCUUCAACCCAGUCCCAAACCCACCAGACAGCCCCCAGAGGUCAAGCCCAAGCCCGAAACCACAUAUUUUAUCACAGCCUCAGCUGAGCCAGAGGAAGAGGAGGAUGAAGAAGAAGAGGAUGAAGAGGAGGACAAAUUCAUGAAGGAACUACAGGUGUUUCAGAAGUGCACUCUUAGUGAUGUAGGCACAAGGUGCGUUGUAGACCUCACAAGCACUGCAUCCCAAGUCAGACAGAUAGAGCCAGAGCUCCCCCUCUCACCCAAAGACCCUAAGGUCAUGUAUUAUGUUAUGGAACAGAUAUCCAAUGAAAAGCCUCCAUCGGGAAGAACAGACCAAUCAGAAGGCAGAGAGGGAACAGUGUCCACCUCACAGGUGGCAAACACAAAUACGCUUGACUCCCAGCAGCCAGAGUUACUAACAGCAGACGAGUCACCUCUAGUAUCAUGUAACUCAAUGGUGGAGAGCCAAGAUUGUCCUCCUAAAACACAGAAGUUAGCAGUUGGAGAAGAUAGUGAGGAGAGCCUCGUAGAUGAGAAUGACCUGAAGGAUCCUGUUCAGAGUCAGAAAAAGGAGGUGGCUGAACCUGUGUGUCCUCCAAUACCUGCAGAGAAGAAGGACUUACUUGUACCUACCGAACGGAGCACUCCUCCUACUAACAGUAUACCAUCAUCAUCAUCAUCUCCACCAGUACCAGUAAUCCAGCCUGUGACUCGUAUAGUUCAGGAGGCUUCAGGUAGUCCAGUGUCUCCUCCACCAGUAGAGAGCGUGAGCCUGGAUGACAGCCAGAGCCAACAGGUAGUAUUGAGGUCAUCCAGAGGCAGAGCACCACGGUAUGUAGAGGAGGGCAGCAGCCUGAGCCCUGACCUCCCAGACAAGGAGGGCUCUCCUCCCCCUGAGAACAUCUCCUUCAUGAUGAUAACCAGCAACAAAGUGCAGGCUCUGUCCACUAGGCAGUACCAGGAGAUAGUAAGUAGUACCAACGGGUCCGAGGUUCAGACCUUCAAGGUGGGGAACGACACCACCACCAGCGUCAGCCAGGAGGAGCACUGUGGCUUUGACAGGAAGCCUGUGAUCAUCAUAUUCGACGAGCCCAUGGACAUCUGGUCGGCCUACAAGCGUAUGUCCACCAUCUUUGAGUGUGAGGAGGAGCUGGAUGUGAUGCUGCACCAGGAGAGUAUCAAGGAGGAGAACGAGGAGGCAGAGAAGAAUGUACCUCAGGUAAAGCCUAACACUGAUCUACAACAGGCAAACAAGACAGCAGUGACAGAAAACACUGCAAGCGGUCACAGUAAUACUCCUGCUGUGGUUGCGCAACAGAUGAGUACAUCAGAGUGCUCAUCGCCAGAACAGUCUAAAACAGAGUCUUCAAAAGGCAGCAAACCAGAGACCAAAAAUAAGCUCAAAUUCAAGUUCCCCAAAAAUAAGCUGGCGGCCAUCAGCCAAGCGAUUCGCACUGGGACCAAAACAGGCAAGAAGACGCUCCAGGUGGUGGUCUAUGAGGAUGAGGAGGAGGGGGACGGACACAUGAAGGAGACCAAGAGGUUUGAGAGCAACAGCAGCAGCAAACCCCAAACUGACUCCAGUCACCUCACCACUGUGAAAAACGUCACGUCACCAAGCACUCUCACCCGGUCAAACUCUAAACACAGGACAGAGGCGAUCUGUAAGAACACCUACGAGUCCAUAAACAGUCUAGAUGAGACCAUUGAAAAGCUAGAGAUCACCAUGGAGAAUAUAACCCCCUCUGCGCUUAAGAUAGACUCCUGUGAAGAGUCUCCAUCCGCUGUGAAACUCAAACGAGAGAGGGAGGGCAGUCCCUCUAAGAGGCCUGCCCCUCCUCAGGUCUCUAAGUCCCUGAAGCCUCAGAGUAAGAAGUCCAAACCACAGCUUCCACAACUUCCCAGGCCGUCCAUCAUGAGCAGCUCCAAGAAACAGAAUACCAGUGGCUCUCCUUCAAGUCGGAUGUCACUUUCUGCAUCUGCAAAGUCCUGGCUGCAACCAGCCGGGUCAGCUGACAAACCUGGAGGAAAAGCUCAGAAGCUCCAGGGCAGUCAGAAGCAGUUUCGACAGGCCAUCAGAAGUACAAAGAAAGCUGGUGGGGAUAGUAACCAUUCUUUCCUUGCUUUACCUGCUUCUAAGAUCCCAGCCUUUUGUCAAAGCUCUGGAAAAAACACGUCAUUGCCGGGUCCUAACUCUGUGUCUAACCCUAUUAAAUCACCUUCAUCCUUCCCGUCCUCCUCACACAAGUCUUUCAUCCCGUCUCUUAAUCUGAGUCAUCUCAUCCCUUCUAGCCCUUCUCUCAAUAACAGACGUCAAAAUCUUUCCCUCUCGUCGCAAACCCAAAAUAGCCGACCCAGCCCUUUCUCUUACUGCUCAUCUUCCUCUUCCUCUUCCUCCUCCAACCCCCCCUCUUCCAACUCAUCCUCUUUGUCCCCCACAUCCACGUCCUCCACCUCCUCCUCCCCUCCCUCCUCUCCCCGACUGCCAUGAGUCAAGGUGUAAGGAGUAUCCACCGCAUUGCACAUAUACCCAGCUUCACAGGUCGCAAAAUGCAAUGUGGACACAGCAGCAAAACCAUACACACACCAGCAGCUUCUUCAACCCUCCAAGGACAUAUCAUGAUCUUUUUAUAUCUAUAUAAAUUAUAGUGGAGGGAAAUACCGUUUUCAUGGCAACAUAAUACAAUUGCAGGGCAAUCUUGUUUCUCUCUAACCCUUCCAUACGUUUUUGAUCAUGAUCAGUUUGAGUUCACAUAAAAAAAAAGAAAAUACCUUGACCUGGUUUUCAUUCAACACUCCCUUUGAGCAAGGGGACCUUUUUAUUUCUGCCUCAGCUUUUGUAUGAUGAUAACCAUAUUAACAAGAUAACUAUGUUGCUUUACAAAUGAUCUACACAAAAAGGUGCAAACAUUCUAGAGUUAAUGCUAAUGCAUUUUAUUUUUAUUGAUGUGAGAAAUCUGUGGUUUUAAUUGAUGGUGUUGAAUAUAAUGUAUAUUUUAUAAGAAUUUGAGUGACACUUAAUAUACAGAUUUUAUCGAAAAUAAAAAUUUAUUAUAUAAAGAAAUCAAAUGAUUUUGGGGAUAGAUACAGUGAGGGAAAAAAGUAUUUGAU
Molecule: messenger RNA, 6785 nt
Organism: Coregonus clupeaformis (lake whitefish)
Lineage: Eukaryota; Metazoa; Chordata; Actinopteri; Salmoniformes; Salmonidae
Product: sickle tail protein homolog
Exons: 19
Coding region: 1-6165 (2054 amino acids)
Cellular component (GO): cytoplasm
Source: RefSeq, a predicted model, not a curated record